AUUAUCUGCGUUUGCGUGAGGAGCUUAUUCCGUGCGGGUUCCCAUCUUGGCAAAACGUGUUGCGUACUUUAUUACAUACAGCGUAAGCCUGUUCACAUAUAGGAAACCGCGAGAGAGACGGUCAGACGCGUGCUGGUCCAUGAAAAGGAUGCUGUAGUGUGGAAGAUGCCUUGAGUUGAGAUAAGGAAGGAAACUGGCAAACUCGGAGACUGGAGAGAAUCGGUGAGCUGAGUUUUUUGUUCGGAGAGUAUGUUUUAAGCACAUAUCCUCUCUGCAGUCUCUUGUAUACGCGAAUUGGUGAGAUUCCAGCAUACCUUAUUGGAUACCGGCGAGUUGACUUUUAUACCAUUACAUAGAUUGGGUCACGUCGCAGAUGAGCCCCUGAAGAAGAAGUAACGCCCGCAACAGUGCGGUGAUCAUCAGCCGCGAACUUCUCACUGAGCUGAGCAUGGUUUAUCGCAUCGCGUUUUGUUUUGGUUUUUAAUGCCGUGCAGAGGCUCGAUUCAUGUUAUUUUCUCAUAGCUCCUUCCGUGAGUUGGAGGUUAUGGGAUGAGAACUGUGCUGAAGUGGUUUAUGUUUUUUGUGCAUGGUUGUAAGCGUUUAUGAGAAAAGUGUUGGCUUUGGUGCCUGUUUUGCCGCAACUAAUUGGACCUCUGUGUGCAAAGAAGUGGAGAUUUUCCAGCAGCUAAAUAAUCUGCGUGAACAUUAAGCCGGCGUGGUAUGAAUUUACGCACUCACGAGGCCAAAGCGUAGUCGUGUCGAAUGAUAAGAAUACAGUGUUUCGCGUUGCCUGCCCAGUCAUCGUGUUGAGGUUCGCCAUCGCCGUGCCCUUGAAAUUCAUGUCAUUGGAUCAGAGAGUUUCCUGAAAGCCAACGCUAUUUUUAACCAGACACAUCUGAGGAAAGAAAUCGUAUCGACGGUACGGACCGACCAGCCAAGACGUGGUUUCGAAGUGAGUUCUACAAUGCAGUUUUAAGUGGUAACCGAGAAGAUGAGCAGCAGAGAUAAGUGAUAUUUCAGAAGAAUAUUUCGAUUUGAAAUUCCUGCGUCUGUACCUGUCGGGCAAUUUAUCGUUCACAUUUUUCGUUUCUUCUGCUUCGGUUGUUUGCAAUGAAGUUCUGGGCAGGAUCAUAAGUAAUCGUCAGAACGUAGGAAAGACGCGUAUUUGAACAACACAAAGUCAACUAACUUACCAAAUUUGAAACUCAAUUGAACAGUACUCCGAUCCACGUGGUGUGUUUACAAACAAAUGCCGGUGCGAUAGUUUUGCAAUAAAAAAAAACCUUGGAAGUAACAUUGAUUGCAGUGCGAGAGACUAACUCACCGCGAGAGAGGAGUCUGAGAACGUGGAAGGCGACUCAAGUUGCUGUGCUCGCUGCGCAGGAGGAAGGAAACAAGACUCGUCUUUCCCACAUAUCUUCAAGCCACCAGACCAAACCAUGUCUGUCACCAUCAUCUUGUUCUACGUGUUCAUCACGGCCUUUAUGCUGCUGUCGUACAACCCAAAGCCCCGCAAAAUACUCGAGUCGAUCAAGAGCUUUCUGUUGCAUUUGGUUCAUCUGAGCAAAAAUGUCGUUUCAACGACGAUACACGUUCCACCGGAUGCCAUGCAGAUGAAUCAAGCUGAACCGGUGUAUACCGUAUGGGACAUUCCGGGGCCAAAACGGUUGCCAUUGGUUGGGACGAGAUGGAUGUACUACGUAGGGCGCUAUAAGCUCAACAAAAUGCAGGAUGCGUUUGUGGAUCUUCACAAACGUUACGGCAACAUCGUACUGGAAUUCGAUCAUGUGCCAAUCGUGAACCUCUUUGAUCGAGUUGAUAUGGAGAAGGUACUGAAGUAUCCUAGCAAGUAUCCUUACCGACCGCCGACGGAAAUAGUGGAGUACUACAGAAGAAGCCGACCGGAUCGAUUUGCCAGCACCGGAAUUGUGAACACGCAAGGCGAACAGUGGCACGAGCUGCGCGUCAAGCUCACCUCAGGUAUCAUGUCCCGCAAGUUACUGCAAGCAUUCAUUCCCACGCUGAACGAAAUUGCCGACGAAUUUGUGACUCUAAUUCGCCAGAAACGUGACAGUAACGAUUGUGUGAAGGAUUUCCAGGACAUCGCGAACACUGUUGGACUCGAAAUUAUUUGCUGCUUUGUGCUGGGACGUCGAAUGGGCUACAUGAGCGGAGACAAGCAAAAGAACGAAAAGUUUGUGAAACUGGCCGAAGCUGUUAAAUCGACCUUCAUGUACAUCAGUCAAAGCUACUAUGGAGUGAAGUUGUGGAAGUACCUGCCGACCAAACUGUACCGCGACUAUGUGCGUUGCGAGGAAAUCAUUUAUGACACAAUCGCCGAAAUCGUGAAUGAAGCACUUGCCGAAGAACAGGAGAAAUGUGCGGCCGAUGAUAUGCGAGGAAUUUUCCUGAACAUUCUGCAAUCUGAGGGGCUCGAUAAGAAGGAUAAGAUCGCCGGGAUCAUAGAUUUGAUUCAUGCUGCCAUUGAAACGUUUUCCAACACUCUUUCAUUUUUACUGAACAACAUGACCAGCCAUCCAGAACGUCAGGCGCGUAUUGCCUCCGAGUUCACCUCCGAUACAAUCACCAAUAACGAUUUGGUGAACGCCGCCUUUACCAGAGCGUGCAUCAAAGAGUCGUACAGGAUUUCACCCACGACACCUUGUUUGGCUCGAAUUCUCGAAGAAGACUUCGAUCUCUCCGGUUAUCAGCUCAAAGCUGGGACGGUAGUAUUGUGCCAUACACGGGUAGCCUGUCAGAACGAACAAAACUUCCAACAAGCAAACACUUUUCUACCGGAGCGAUGGCUUGAACAGGUGGACGAAAACCAAAACGUUUACAAGCUGGACGAACCGGGAUCGUCUUUGGUGCUUCCAUUCGGAACUGGUCGAAGAAUGUGUCCGGGGAACAAGAUCAUCGAAAUCGAACUGACGCUCAUAAUGGCCAAGAUUUUCCAGCAAUUCAAGGUGGAGUACCACAGUCAACUGGACACGCAGUUCCAAUUUCUGUUAGCGCCAGGGACGCCCAUUGAGAUUAUUUUUAGAGAUCGGGACUGACCAACAUUGGAAAUAGUAUAAGUUUUUUCUUCAGAUAGAUUCCCUUGAAGCAUCCUGAAACCUGUUAACUAUUGUGAUUAAGUGUUUUAGUGUUAACCUGCUAGUGAUAGGACAGUACUCUGAUACAAAGCAAAAGGAGACAAAGCGAUAGAAUCAUAUUGAUUAUUUCUGUUUAAACAGAUUGUUGAUCUGUGUACUAUUUACAAAGCGAUUGUUCCCCAAGGGUCUGAGCAAAUCAAUAACGUACAUGUUUAUAUUGUAAAACUUUUUUGUAGUGCUUUAAUUUAUUACCUUUGUACAAAUCUUUAAGAUAUAUCGAUACUUCAAUAAACUUGACUUGAAAAUAUUCAUA
Aedes aegypti (yellow fever mosquito) is the source of this 3408-nucleotide messenger RNA. RefSeq names its product ecdysone 20-monooxygenase (gene shd). The transcript is spliced from 9 exons. The coding region runs from base 1440 to 3056 and encodes 538 amino acids. NCBI's taxonomy places the organism in Eukaryota, Metazoa, Arthropoda, Insecta, Diptera, Culicidae. Gene Ontology annotation, molecular function: heme binding; oxidoreductase activity, acting on paired donors, with incorporation or reduction of molecular oxygen; iron ion binding. The record is from RefSeq and is a predicted model, not a curated record.